AUGUCGAGUGGGGAUCCAGCGGAGCGAGUGGUGGUGGAUCUGGCAUCCUUUCAGCCCCUCGCGAAUGGUCUAUCAAAUCAGAGCAUCCACAGCGUGCGCUUGCAGCAGAUGUGCCCCGCCAAGAAGCGGCGCCGCUUCUUGCGCCGGGGCAACGCCCGGCCUCCGGGCAGCCCAGCCACCAACCACAUCCGCAAGGACGCCAUCCUCGUCAUAGGCGUCGACCGGCUGAUCAUCGGGGUGGUGGAGGAGGAGGUGAAGCCGAGCGUCGACAAGGCGUCCGAGAGGUCGGCGGCCAAAGCCAUGCGCGAGGAGGAGAAGGCGGCCUUGCGCGCGCUCAAGCAGGAGGAGCGCGCCGCCGCGCGGGUGCACCGGGACGCCGCCAAGGCGGCCGCGCGCGCCGACCGGGAGACCGGCCGGACCGGGCCGGGCGGUGGCGGCGGCGGCCGCCGCCUCGGCAUGCUCCGCAUGCGCCGCGCGGCCAGCGGCCCGAACAUCGGUGUUUUAGUGGAGCAAGAGAACGCAGAUUCCAUCACGGGCGGCGAGGCGUCCUCGCCGGACCGGGACCCUAGCCUGGGAUCCAGCCCCAGCCUCAGCGUGAGCCCCGACGUGCACAGGAGGGUGCUGCAGCACGGCCGCAGCCGCUCGCAGCACCUGCCCGAGGUGCUGCCGGCCAGCGACGGCGAGGUCGAGGGCGGCAGCUUCCGACGCGCCAAGGAUGCAGCCGGCCCGGCGGCCAGCAGCCCCCUGCGCAUCAGCCAACCGAGCCCUGGCGGCAACGGGCACCCCAUGCGCAGCCCCUUCACUCAAGACGAUCUGGCCGCUCCCACAACACCUCAGCAGACACCUCAAGAGGGGCCUUCUCUAGUGCGCUUCUCUGGCGUCGAUGUGGAGCAGAACACCUUCUCUGCUGAUGUGGCGUACAGCCAGGUGCUGAGGAUAGAGCGCGAGGCGGAGGAGGUGACGGUGUUCUACAGGCCCAACAGCCUGGGAGUGGAGGAGCUGUCGCGCAAUCCUGUCGCCAACGCCCUCGCAGUCACCUUCCUGCUCAGCACCGAAACGGCUGCGAUGGAGCUGGUGACGGAGGUGGAGCGGGCGGUGGAGCACUACUGCCAGGGCAUGAGCCACCUCGGGCGCCAGCUGCCGCUGCCGGGGCCGCCGCAGGUGCUGCUAGUGACUCACCGCCGGCCCGCCCCGGGCGCCGCGCCGGCGGAGGCCGUCGUGCAGGGGCAUCCAUCCUGGGGCGUCACCGUCCCUGCUCCUGCCUCCUGGGACAGCGCUCCCUCAGCCGACCCCCAGGAUGGGUCCAUGGCAAGUGCGGGAGAAGAUGUUGUCGUGGUCUACGUGACAUCCCCCCUUGGCAGCGGCGCAGCGCAGAUCAGCCUCCCGGUUGUGCGCCACUUCCUCAAGGGGGAGGAGGCGCAUCUGUUUGUGGGGGUGACGUUGCGGCCGCCGCCGCGGUCGGUCGAGCGUCACACGUCGCUGCUGGUGCGCCGCAGCAUCCUGCCUGGCUCCGCGGAGGAGGCAGCUGAGGCCGCGGGCUCCUCUGGCGACUGGCAACCCGCCGACAGCAUCCUUGAAGUCGAGCCCAGCCCAGCCUCCACCACUUCCACGCCAGACUCGACGGCGGACAGCUUCACGUCGCGCGUGAACGGCGGGGGCAGUGUGAAGAUGCUGGAGCGCCGCACGAAGAUGCGCAAGUCCAAGCAGGUCCGCCUGCACUGCAUCGUCAGCUGCCCCCCCCACCGCGCCGCGCAUACGGCGCCCGGAUGGCCUCGCACCAACGGCCACUCCCACUCCCCUGAGGGCCUCACUCCAGGGUCAGGGAGUGAGAGGCACGGGCCGCUGCUGACGGCGGCCAGCUUCUCGGCGCCGGCAGUGCCGCUGCUACUGCAGGGCCAGUGGCUGCUGCUGCUGCAGUGGGCGCUCCUGGCCCUCCUCGUGGCUGCCUGCUGGCACCCCCUUGCCACACAGCGCCUCCUCACCUUCCUCGCCGCCUGCCUGCAGGCCGUGCUCAAAGGGGAGCGAUUCCCGGAGCUGCCGCAGCUGCGCGCCUCGGGGGCGGCUGCCGCGCAGCCGGCGCAGGUGGCGUCCCGAGGGACGGCGGAGCUGGGGGCCCUGAGCGGCAAAUGGCAGCUGAUUCUGCUGCGGGCAGAGCUUGUGGACGACUACUGGUGUGCGGCUGGCGCGAGCCUGGAGGCAGACGUGGGUGCGGCGGUGAGAAUAACGCCGGCGGAGCCCGAGUCGAAGCUGGACGUGCUAACGUCAGCGCACGGCGUGUCGCGCGACACAGCGCAGCGCUACCUCAUGGCCGCCAACGACGACCUGGCCGCCACCCACCGCCUGCUCCAGGCCAGCCGGGAAUGGAGGGAGGUGAAGCUGGAGGCCAAGAGCAUCAUGCAGCAGCCGCAGCCGCACUACGAGGCCUUCAAGGACCUGUUCAGCCACGGCGUGCUGGGCUUCUCCCACAGCGGCCGCCCCAUCUGGGUCAUGAGGAUUGGGGAGAUCAAGAAGGGGCUGAAGGCCCUGAAGGCAACUGGCGUGACGCCAGAAGACUACGAGAGACAUGUCAUGUUUGUCCAGGACUACAUGUACACAGUGCUAGACCCAAAUAAGCUGCCUGAGGGCCGCUCCAUCUGGAUCGUCGACAUGAAGGGUGUGGGGUUGUCUGACUUGGGCAGCGAAGCAAUGUCCUACGUCAAGAUCUUUGCGGGCAUCGUGGCUGCGAACUACCCCGAGCGCCUGUACAGGAACUUUGUGGUGAAUGCGCCGGGGUUCUUUUCGCUGGUGUGGCGCAUCGCGGAGCCCAUGCUGUCGCCCAGCACCCGGAAGAAGAUCAUCCUGCUGCACAACAAGCAGGACACCCUGACAGCCUUUAGAGAGGAGAUGGAUGAGGAGCUCAUUCCGCAGGCCUAUGGCGGCCUCAACACCCUGCCCCUGGACCAGAGCAAGCCGGAGAUUGAGCUUCGACAGCUAGUGCAGCGCUUGAACCAGCAGUGA
Molecule: messenger RNA, 2997 nt
Organism: Coccomyxa subellipsoidea C-169
Lineage: Eukaryota; Viridiplantae; Chlorophyta; Trebouxiophyceae; Coccomyxaceae
Exons: 17
Coding region: 1-2997 (998 amino acids)
Source: RefSeq, a predicted model, not a curated record